Molecule: messenger RNA, 441 nt
Organism: Entrophospora candida
Lineage: Eukaryota; Fungi; Glomeromycota; Glomeromycetes; Entrophosporales; Entrophosporaceae
Source: the annotation of a GenBank genome assembly
AUGUCAUCAUCACAACCAAAAUCUGCAAAAUUUAAAAAAUUCACAAUCGCGAAUCCACGAUUCCAUUACUUAAAGAUUCAAAUAAAUUUUGAUACACCAAUAACAACAACAAAUAUCGUAAUUACAUCAUUAACACUUCGUUCCUUAAUUACAAAAGCGUUAGCUGAUGCUUUUGGAAUAAUCGGAUCUGGUAUUCAUGUUGAUAUAUUUGAUUUAACAACGUUGUGGAAUGCUUUGACUUUAUUCAGCGCAACAUUAAACACUAGUAAUAAUGCUAUCUUAGAAAGAAGUGAAGAAAGUAAAGGCAGCGAAGGACAUUAUUAUAAGGAUAUAAGCUUCGGAGUGAUUGGUAGUUCAUCAUAUUUAAUGGGUUUGUCUGGUGAUAGCAGAAGAUGGACUAAAUCUUUUUUGUUAAAGCAAAAUAACAAAAUGAUGUAUUAA